CAUUCCUCCAUCAAAACCCUAGAUUUGAAAUCUAGGGUUUUGUUUAUGAGGCGUGUUCAGUUAAACUCUAGAUUGCUAGCUUGAAUUUCCUGUGUUAAAUCUGUGAUUCUGAGUUUUCUACAUUUGCGACUGAGUAAGCUCUUACCCAGGUUUUUGUUGCUCACAAUUUAAAGCUCUAUAUUCAUUAUUUUCCCCCACCUGGGCAGACGAAUCAUAUGCUCCGAGAGGUUCUUAGAUUUCCGUAAUUAAAGCGGACUCUUGCAAACCCAGGGUUUUAGCGUAGGCUGAAGAAAAAAUUUUGAACUUACAGUGUCUGGGUUCCUGGGUUUUAGAUCCACAUCUCUUCUCGACAAUUUUGGGCGAAAAAUUGAAUCUUUUUAUUACUGAUUAAGCCUUUCAUUUCUUGACAUUCGGAGAAACCCCGGCAAAACCCCUCUUUUGGUAUAUCUUUGUGGAAGUGGUGUGAGAAGUUGGCUCUGCUCUGAAAGAAUUGGGGUUAAGGAUUUGAGCAGAGUUGCCAGAAAGUUUGUAUAUUCAUCACAAAUAUCAUAGUAAAUGAAUGGAUGGGAGAGAAGCUAUGGCAUUCUCUGGUGGCUCAGCUUCAUAUUACAUGCAUAGAGGAGAUGUUUCUGGGUCUGGCUCUGGAACACAAGCCCAGGGGUUCCAACAAUCGCCUCCUGGGUUUAGACCUUUGUCAAACGUUGGCUUUCAAGCUCAGUCAAAUGUCCGAGGUGGUUCUGUGGGUUCCACAUUUUCAGUAGAGCCUCCUCGUAACAAUUUUAGUCAAGGCAUUAACAUAAGUUCCUCUCCUGGAGUACCAUCUUCAGGUGAGCCCUUGAAAAAGAAGAGAGGAAGGCCUCGUAAAUACGGUCCUGAUGGCCCUGUUUCUUUGGGACUGUCUCCCAUGUCUGCAACGGCUAAUUCUACCCCAGGUUCAGGCACGCCUUCCCAUAAACGGAAUAGAGGACGUCCACCUGGUUCUGGCAGGAAGCAGCAGCUAGCGGCUCUAGGUGAAUGGAUGAACAGUUCAGCCGGACUUGCUUUUGCACCUCAUGUUAUCACAAUUGGAGCUGGGGAGGACAUUGUAGCAAAGUUAUUGUCUUUGUCACAGCAGAGACCAAGGGCUCUGUGCAUCAUGUCAGGCACUGGCACCGUUUCUUCAGUCACUCUGCGCCAACCUGCUUCAACAAACAUCAGCCUCACUUAUGAGGGCCGAUUUCAAAUUUUAUGCUUGUCUGGCUCAUACUUGGUCGCUGAAGAUGGUGGACCUCGUGAUAGAACAGGUGGUUUGAGUGUUUCCCUUUCUAGCCCUGAUGGUCAUGUAAUUGGUGGUGGUGUUGCUGUGCUUAUUGCAGCAGGCCCAGUUCAGGUGGUGGUAUGCAGUUUUGUAUAUGGAAGUGCUAAGAUGAAGACAAAGCAAGUAACCUCUCCCAAGGCUGAGAAGAAUUCUGAGCCUCAGUCUCAUCCUCAUCCUCAUCCUCAGCCUCAGCAUGAUGGUAACAAGUUAAAUAGCCCCAUUACUCCAGGAAGUGCUCAGAACUACACAUUGUCUGCAUCAGCCAUGUGGCCAGGAGAUUUGAAAAGCUCUCACACACAUACUCGAACUGGUAUCGACUUGACCCGUGGCUGAAUGAAAAAUUGUGUAUAUAUAUACACCUGUUGUUGUACAUCAGCUGAAUUUGCUCAUCUCUCUGCUAUUUAUCUUAUUCCCCAUUAAGUUGUCAGAAGUUUGUUCUCAGUCUAACAUGUGUUAUAACAAUCUCAGCAUACUGCGGUUUAAGUGAUUACUUUUGACUUGAGCCAAAUUUUCUGGUUAAAUGAAGGAAACUAAUACAUCUGUAUUAAGCUUGUUAUGUUUAUUAAGCUAUUUUCUGGUUAUUUUGACCUGAACAAUUAUAGGUUUUGUA
Neltuma alba is the source of this 1907-nucleotide messenger RNA. Its product is annotated as AT-hook motif nuclear-localized protein 5. Lineage: Eukaryota; Viridiplantae; Streptophyta; Magnoliopsida; Fabales; Fabaceae. Gene Ontology annotation, molecular function: minor groove of adenine-thymine-rich DNA binding. The transcript is spliced from 5 exons. Bases 560 to 1630 code for a protein of 356 amino acids. The record is from RefSeq and is a predicted model, not a curated record.